Molecule: messenger RNA, 4791 nt
Organism: Lichtheimia ornata
Lineage: Eukaryota; Fungi; Mucoromycota; Mucoromycetes; Mucorales; Lichtheimiaceae
Exons: 10
Coding region: 1-4791 (1596 amino acids)
Biological process (GO): cytoskeleton-dependent intracellular transport; microtubule-based movement
Cellular component (GO): kinesin complex; microtubule
Molecular function (GO): microtubule motor activity; microtubule binding; ATP hydrolysis activity
Source: RefSeq, a predicted model, not a curated record
AUGAGCGGAGGAGGCAACAUUAAAGUGGUCGUACGAUGCCGACCAUUGAAUUCCCGAGAGCUUGCACGCGGUGCCAGUUGUCUUGUGCGUAUGGAUGGCAACCAAACCAUAUUGAAAAAGCCAGAGGAACUCAAGGCGUCGCCUAAGGAUACGGAUGACACCAAGGCAUUUACAUUCGAUCAUUCUUACUGGUCGGCCGAUAAAAACGACCCAACCUAUGCCGAUCAGGAACGCGUAUUCCAAGACCUGGGUGUGGAUUUAUUAGACCAUGCCUUCGAUGGCUAUAAUUGCUGCAUCUUUGCAUAUGGUCAAACGGGUUCUGGAAAGUCGUAUUCCAUGAUGGGAUAUGGUGAAGACAAGGGUAUCACUCCUCGUACAUGCUGUGAGCUUUUCGAACGCAUCAACAAGUUGAACGACGACAAUUUGACAUGCCGCGUGGAGGUGUCGUACAUUGAGAUCUACAAUGAAAAAGUGCGUGACCUUUUGAACCCCAAGAACAAGGGCAAUCUCAAAGUGCGUGAGCAUCCUAGCAUGGGUCCUUAUGUUGAAGAUCUUUCCAAAAUGGCCGUCAAUUCGUUUGAUGAAAUCAAUCAUCUGAUGGAUGAAGGCAACAAGGCAAGAACGGUUGCUGCUACCAACAUGAAUGCGACUUCAUCACGAUCCCAUGGCGUGUUUACAUUGAUUCUCACUCAAAAGCGCAAAGACGAGGCAACCAAACUUGAGACUGAAAAGGUGGCCCGCAUCAGUCUUGUGGAUUUGGCGGGAAGCGAACGUGCCAACAGCACUGGUGCCACUGGUGAUCGUUUGAAGGAAGGUGCCAACAUCAAUCGUUCGCUUACCACCUUGGGCAAAGUCAUUGCUGGUCUCGCUGAACAAUCCAUGCAAGAGUCAGGUGCCAAGAAAGGUCGCAAAAAGGAGGUCUUCAUUCCUUAUCGUGAUUCGGUGUUGACUUGGCUUCUUAAAGAUUCGUUGGGAGGCAAUUCCAAAACGGCCAUGAUUGCUGCCAUUUCUCCAGCUGACUACGACGAGACAUUGAGUACGCUUCGAUACGCUGAUCAGGCCAAGAAGAUCAAGAACAAGGCUGUUGUGAACGAGGAUCCCAAUGCCAAAAUCAUUCGUGAGCUUAAGGAGGAGCUUGACUUGUUGCGUAAUCGACUUCAUGUUUAUGCACCUGAUGUGGCCGAGCAGCUUAUUGCACAGAGCACCUACAAAGGGGCCAAUCAUAGCACCAGUCGCAGCAGUGAUGGAAAAUCAAAAGCUUCACCAGCAGCACCUAUCACCAUGUCCAAUGCUGAGCAGGAAAUUGAAGUGGCGGACGCCAAUGGUCAAGUACGCAAGAUGACCAAGAAAGCCAUUGUUGAGCAGCUUCAGACUUCUGAGAAACUUUUGGCCAAUCUCAAUGAGAGCUGGGAAGACAAGCUCAAAAAGACCGAGGAGAUCCAUACCGAACGUGAAAAGGCCUUGGAGGAACUUGGCAUUGCUGUGCAUAAGAACAAUGUUGGUGUCUAUACGCCAAAAAAGAUACCUCAUUUGGUGAACCUUAGCGAAGAUCCACUCAUGUCCGAAUGCCUUGUUUAUCAGCUCAAGCCUGGUAAAACCCACGUGGGCAAUGAGAGCAGUGAAUCAACAGCCGAGAUACGAUUAUCAGGACCCAACAUUCAAGAUAUGCAUUGUAUCUUUGAGAAUGACAAUGGCAAUGUGACCUUAAUUCCCAAUGAUGGUUCUUUGAUUAUGGUCAAUGGCAUGCGCAUCGAUGAACCUCGUCGCUUGAAAAGUGGUUUCCGCAUUAUUCUCGGUGAUCGGCAUUAUUUCCGUUUCAAUCAUCCAGAUGAAGUCCGACGUGAACGGGAUCGCCAAAAAUCAAUGAUCUUGUCUUGUGGUACCAAUAGCAAUGGCCCUCCCACGCCUGGUAUCGCUAUAGAAGAACCAUGGCCUGGUUCACCCAUUGGUGACAAUUAUACGCUGUAUUCAGAGCCCAAUGAGAUCAAUUACAAGUUUGAUUCGCCUGCUACUAUCAGUGGAUUAACGGAUGAUGAGCUUGAUCGACUUUAUGGCGGCAUUUCCAAGGAGCGUAAUUCACGGCGAUCGAGGCCGGUAAGCCGGGCUACGAUUGCGUGCGACGACGAUGAUGGAUCAUCUAAGGAUUCUAUUCGUAAUUCUAUGGCGACCACUACUAUUGUCGAUUUGGAGAGUGUUUGCACGGAUGCCACUGCCAUUAAUAGCGCUGAGGUUGAAGAACGCAUGAAAGCCGAACGUGAGAAAUUGCAAAAGGUCUUGGAAGAACAAAAGCAAUUUUAUGAAACAAGGAUCAAUCGUAUGUCGAUGCAGCUUACACAACCAUCAUCGGAUCAGCCUUAUUUCGAAUACACGGAUGCUGAACGUGCUUGGGCAAUGAAAGCAUUCACCAAUUGGAAAGGAUUACGACGUGUAGCCAUGGCUGAAGCGAUCUUGACACAUGCUGUGGAGCUUAAGGAAGCCAACAUUAUCUCGAAGCAAUUUGGCAAAGACACCGUAUACCAGUUCACAGUGAUUGAAAAUGGCCAAUUUGCUACACCAUCCUCUUGCUGGGAAACGACUUCAUCUGCUUUGCAUGACAUUCAAGAAGACGACGAUCCAGAAUUGAUGGAAUGCCCCAAGCCUUGUAUUGGUGUACGCGUGAUCGAUCGAAAGCAUCAAACUCUUCAUGUUUGGUCACUUGGCAAACUCAAAGCUCGUCUCAAAAAGAUGCGUGAUUUGCAAAAUGUCAUGGAUCGCCCAAUGUAUCGGAAGCAUCUCAAUUGGGAAGAUCCUUUCUAUCAAACCGACCCCAAGAAAUACCAUCUUAUUGGUAGUGCGGCUGCUUCGGUUCGCAACCUUGUACAUCAACAAUCAUACGAGAGCUGCAUUAGCAUUGUGUGUCGCUACACGGGCCAAAUCAAGGGCAAAUUGCGCGUGUUGAUUUCACCCAUGAUCCGUGCAUCACAAACGCACAAUGAAGAUAUGAGCACUUUGGAACCCGGUCAGCAAAUGGUGUUUGAAGUGCGAUUAUUGGAGCUCACCGGCAUGAAUGAAGAAGAAUUCACUCAAGUUCACGUGCAAUUCCGAUUAUCGUCAUUUGGCAGCAUUCCAGCUCAUUCGACGGCUGAUAAGGUUUUCGCCACUGAUCCACAAAGUAACUUUGCUACAGCACCCAUUCAGCUCGACUAUAGCCAAACGCUUUCAGUCACCGUCACCGAAAAUAUGCUCAACGUGUUGACCAAUGACAUGGUGUCAUUCGAGAUUUAUGGAAAGAUUCAACCACGUGCAUUACGACAAUAUGAACGAUGGGAUGAACAGCGUGAAGGAGGUACCAUGACUCGAUUACCCUCUCGGAGCAAUAGCCGGUGCACAGACCACCUUGUGUACGACCCUAGCGGUGGUUUUGAGCGGCGACCCGAAGAGGAAUUACUUGCAGCUGAACGCCAUGAUGUCGUUGCACGUGUUCAAGUAUGCGAAUUGAUGGCCAAUGGAAAAUACGUUCCUGUUCAAAUAUCAGCACAAAACGAAUUGGAUCGUGGUGUCUUUGUUUUACGACAAGGUUUGCAACGUCGUAUUCAAAUCACGCUGAGCCAUACUUCGGGUCGUCAAUUGCAAUGGACAUCUAUGACCAAUGCCACUUUGGGUCGCCCUCGCUUUUUGGAUGGUAAAGGCCGCAUCAUUGAUCCUCCCAAUGGUGGUGAUGUAUCCAUCAAGCUUGGUCAUCAAUCCGUUGUGUAUCAUCAAGAUGGCACCAGCGAAUUAUCUGCCUAUGCUUCAUGGGAUAGCUCACAACACGAAUGCCCCUUUUUGAAUUGCAUCACAACCACAAAUUGCCGCAUCAUCCUUGAGCUCUCUUGGCAAGUCGAAGCUGAAAAAUGUGAUAAACCCAUGCAAUUCAAGACCGACAUUGCCGUGCAAAUCCAAGGACGCACAUCGUCUGCUUUCCGUAAACUUCUUGGGCAAUCAAAAAGCUCACGUGUGCUUGCCAAUUACAACUCCAUCUUCAUGGUACAUUUGCGUCCACCUAUGACUCGACGUGUAAGCCAAUUAUGGAGACUCAAUACAGCUGGCAAAUACGUGCGUGGUGAGGAAUUGCUUGUGAAUGAUCCUUGGAGACCACGUGGCGUAUCACUUGUCAACGACUUUGUUGCCACGCAACGCAAGAUUCAUCGAUUGGAAGAAGUUGCUAGAACAGCUCAAGUAUUGACACUCAAGGCAGCUCGAUCCCAAACAAGUAAUCGGUCCAUGAGCCUUGUUAGCAACAAUGAAGACGAGAACAAAGAAAAGCUUUUGCGCAAGACGCUUGAUCUUUGGAUGCUCAAAGAUAAGCAAGAUCUCGUUAUUAGCCAAGAACCUCCUGCACAGCAACAGCAAUUGCCUGAGCAACAUCAACAACAGCAGCAGACCCAACAAUCUGAUGCGAAGUUAAUUGCUGAAGUGACCUUGAUGGCCAAGACUGGUAAUAUCACCAAGAAAGGCUAUAUGACUUUCCAAGAAAGUGCUCUCGAUAACAAGUGGGUCAAACGUUGGUUUGUCAUCCGAAGGCCCUAUAUUUAUAUUUAUACCAAUCGGUCUGAAACCGAUGAACAAGGCGUCAUCAACGUAUCCUCGGUGCGCAUCGAUUAUAACCGUAACUUGGAAAAGAUGCUCAAUCGAAACAACGUCUUUUCAUUAUAUACCACCAACAAUGCAUACACCCUUCAAGCCAAUUCCAAGAGCGACCUCGCAGAUUGGAUCACCAAGAUUGAUCAGCUCUUUCCUUUGGCCAAGCUCCACUCUGAUGAAUCAAUAUGA